GCAACGUAAUUGGUAUUUAUGCUAAUACAAAGGAAUUUUAUCUAGGUGUUUAAAACGAUGGUGGCAAAAUUCCUCGCAUUUCCAAAUAUUUUGUUUAAUGUUAUUAACACGUGUUACAUUUGUAGGCAAAACACGUUCUUUCUCCGAUGGAAUAUUCUUUUGCAUUCUAAUCAUAGCACUUGCAAACUAAAGCUUUGCAAUCUAUUUUAUACGGGUAUUAUUUAACAUAGCACAAUAUACAUGUAACCAUUAACCAUCCUCAUCCUUUAUUAAUCCAAAGUUAGAUCUUGAAGAUCUACUGAGGAUUCGCUAUCUCUUACAUAGUAGAGUUUAUAUAGAGUUCAAGUUUGCAUAGUCUGUCAAAUCCAUGACGUCAAAGGUAUAUCGGCGCCGUUGUCAUAGCAACAUAUAAACAACAAAGCUAUUGCGCGUGACAAUCAGGUGGAUUAUUUAAUUAAUUUACAGUCGCUAUAACGUUACAUGUAAUUAGAUCGUAUCGUUAUGGAUUUUUCCGAGGGCAGUGUUGUGGACAGAGCGAGCGCGGUCAGACGGGCCGACGCCCCGCGUCCUGUGUCCAGGAGAGGCUAUCGGGAAUAUACCAAUACUGGAUCCGCAGUGUCCAGAAGCGGCAGCAUGAGGCCUACUUCCGCGUAUCGGGGCAGCACGGCAUCGCGUCUCGCGACUGCUGGCUUUGGACCUGCACCAUCUACUGCCAGCCGACAGCCAACUGCAAUGACUGGUUUCUCUAUGAUUGACAGGCCAAUAACACAGCAAGGCAUAUCAGGACUUCGCACAGGAACAGCACGAGGAUUUCGCACGAGGCAGCUGCAAGAUAAGAGGUACUGGGAAGAGUUGAUGCAAGUUAAGGUGCGUGAAAUCAAAGCGGAGAUAGCCCGACUAAGCGACAAGGUCGAGUCGGGAGAAAGAGAAAAAUCUGCUAAGAAACACUAUGAAAAACGAGUACGGGAACUGGCGCAAGAAUUGACAGAUCUACAAGGCCGAUUAUCUGACUAUAAUACAGCCAUUCGCAUUGCUAACGGAGAAGCGUCGAAGCAGUCCGUAGAAGAACAAACAAGAGAAUUAGAAGUCAGUAACAAGAAGUUGCAAGAAGAAGUUGAACAAGUGUUUUUAGAGAAACAAAGAAAAGAGAGCCAGCUAAGGCAGUUAAGGGAACAAAUGGAUAAGGAGCAAUCAACAAUAUCAGAACUACUGUCAGAAAUGUCGCCGGAACAAAGAAAACAAUACAACGAACUAGAAGGUACAGCUGCCGCUUUAAGAGAAGAAGCAGAACAAGCAAGAAUCCAGAUAGAUAAUCUUACUAAAGAAAAAGAGGAAUUUAACAAAGAGAUCUCUAUGUCCCAGAUAAAGGUACACUUAUUGGAAUUACAUAGACGAUUAGCAGCUGCAGAAGAGAAACGCGAUAGUCUUAAGAAUGAAAUAAAUAACCGUUUGGAUCCUCAAGAGGAACGAGAGAAAUUGUUGCAACAGGUUCGAGAAGACAAUGCUGCUAUUGCUUCGUUAGAUAGUAAUGCAGCACAUUUAAAACAACAAAUAGCGAAAAUUCAAGAGUUAAUAGAACAGGCUGAACAGGAUCUUGAAGAAGGUAAAUCCGAACGUCAUCAAAAAUAUAGAGAAUUGAAGAAACGAGAGGAAACUAUGGAUGCAUUUUUGUCUACUUACGAAGAAAAUCUAGCAAAAGAAAAAGAAAAGAUUGAUCAAUUAGAGAAAGAUAUUGUAUUUGCAUUAGAACAUAGCAGCUCCAAUAUCGAUCUAGAUCUGAGCGAGAUAGAUUCAUUGAAGAAGAGAGAUGGAUAUAAUAUGGCAUACGAUGAAAGUAAAAAAUCUGUGGAGACAUUGAUGAAGGAUUAUGAAAGAUUUCAGUCAAAUCUUAAGAAAGUAGAAGCUACGCGUGAACGUUUGUUAGCAGAACUACUAACGCUACCAGAGAAAACACGAGUAAUGCAAGAAGAACUUGUGACCCUUUCUGAUCUAGAAAAACUGCGAGACGAAGGUAAAAACAUCUAUUCAAUUCAUUUGUCGAUAUUUAAUUUGUAA
Molecule: messenger RNA, 2055 nt
Organism: Papilio xuthus (Asian swallowtail)
Lineage: Eukaryota; Metazoa; Arthropoda; Insecta; Lepidoptera; Papilionidae
Product: intraflagellar transport protein 74 homolog
Exons: 9
Coding region: 502-2055 (517 amino acids)
Biological process (GO): intraciliary transport involved in cilium assembly; cilium assembly
Cellular component (GO): intraciliary transport particle B; cilium
Molecular function (GO): beta-tubulin binding
Source: RefSeq, a predicted model, not a curated record